GUAUUGGGCUCAGUGAAAUGUAUUACAUUCGUAGGCGUGAUAAUGAGCAAAUUGAUCAUCGUCCAAUCAGGAAAAAACCGCAACGUUAUCAAACAAAUAAUACGGUUUCCAUACAAGUACCAAUACUACAAGACAGCAUUGUUUUUCCAAUUCCUUCACAUUGCACUUGCAACUAUUUACAAUGUCUCUGUUCAACCAUUGGUUUUGUCCGUUAUGAUAUUUCUUAAAGCAAAACUCAGAAUCCUUCAGUAUCGUAUAAGGAAUAUUGAGCAAGUCGUUGACAAAACCUUGAAGCAAUUAAUCAAAGAACAUCAAGAAUUGAUACAGCUACAUGGAGAAUUCAAUGCAAGUUUUCAGUACAUCGUUUUGACGGAAUACUGCGCAACAUUUCUGACACUGGCUUUAAGUUUUAUUGAAUUAUUACAAGCACAAAGAAUAUUAUUUCAUCUGUUUUUCAGCGGAUAUGUUUCCAUUCAACUAUUCACUAUAGUUUGGAAUGCCAAUGAGAUUCUUCUAGAGAAUUCCGUUGGUUUGGCAAAGGCCCUCUAUGAUAGUCCAUGGUACAAAAUGGACAAAACCUCAAAAAUCUUAAUUCACAUUAUGUUGAUGAGAUGCAUAAAACCUUUGACGAUUUUUAUCGGCCCUUUUGGGUAUAUGGAUUUCAAUGCCGCAGUAUCGAGAGUCAAACUGGCCUAUUCAGUAGUAUCAGUAUUUUCUAGAAACCAAUAAUAAUAAUGAUGAAUUGACCCAAGCAAUAAUGUCUGGCUUAAGUAACUUACAUAAAC
Ceutorhynchus assimilis (cabbage seed weevil) is the source of this 785-nucleotide messenger RNA. NCBI's taxonomy places the organism in Eukaryota, Metazoa, Arthropoda, Insecta, Coleoptera, Curculionidae. The record is from the annotation of a GenBank genome assembly.